Molecule: messenger RNA, 993 nt
Organism: Chanos chanos (milkfish)
Lineage: Eukaryota; Metazoa; Chordata; Actinopteri; Gonorynchiformes; Chanidae
Product: alpha-2,8-sialyltransferase 8E-like
Exons: 6
Coding region: 1-993 (330 amino acids)
Biological process (GO): N-glycan processing; oligosaccharide metabolic process
Molecular function (GO): alpha-N-acetylneuraminate alpha-2,8-sialyltransferase activity
Source: RefSeq, a predicted model, not a curated record
AUGGCAGUCGCAACACUUAAGUGGAUCUUUCGUCUUUUGACGAUACUUACGAUAUCACACGGCGUUUGUGUGAUUUUUCAAGGAAAUGUUAUGCUGUCAGGAAUUGACAUAAAAAAGAUCACAGAGGAACUUAAAGAACUUAUGGACUGUCCUGUGAAAUCGAACAUCACUCAACGAGAACUAAACAGGGUGAGACUGCACUUCAGUUGUAAUGCCUCCGGAACUCUGAUCCUGACAAAACAGAACACUGCUCUGAAUCAAACAAUCCAGUAUGAGACCAACACCAAAGUGAAGCACAAAGUGAAUCCAGAGCUCUAUGAUAUGCUGCCUCAGGACUUUCCCUGGAAUAGUAAAUAUCUGGGACAGUGUGCUGUUGUGGGCAGUGGAGGUAUCCUGAAGAACAGCAGUUGUGGAGCUCAGAUUGACAGUGCAGAUUUUGUCAUCAGGUUUAAUAUGGCACCUAUUAACGACAGUGAUGUUGGGUUGAAAAGUGACCUGGUGACUGUUAAUCCAAGUCAGAUUAGGGUGGGGUACAAGGAUCUAGAUAAAAACCCUGGCCCGCUGGUGGAACGUGUGUCAGUUUAUGGCAAUGCCUCACUUAUUCUGCCAGCGUUUGCCUAUACCUUCAAUACUCAGCUCUCAUUCAGUACUCUGAAAGCUCUCCGCUCAGUCAAUGCUCCGCAGAAGGUGGUUUUCUUCAGUCCAUCUUACCUAAAAAUGCUCGACCGGUUCUGGAAGGCACGUGGCCUGAAAGAGAUCCGUCUCUCAACAGGCUUCAUGUUGAUCAAUGUGGCCUUGGAGCUUUGUGAGCACGUGCACAUCUAUGGCUUCUGGCCUUUUGAUGUCAACCUGGAUCAGCAGGCCAUCUCACACCAUUACUAUGACGACAAAGGACCAAGCCGUCGCAUGCAUUCCAUGCCACAGGAAUUCUUACGUCUGUUGCAGCUUCACAGCCAGGGAGCGCUGACUAUGCACCUACAGCCAUGUGCGUAA